AUGCCACGUCAGCGCUUCCUAUUAUCAUUAUUCACUAUUGUCGGGUUCGAAAAAAAGACGAUGCAAAAGUUCGCAAUACCCGCCGCGCUUUUCCUGGCAAUUGGUGAGUUUAUCGCCAUGUUUUUUGUGGUGAAAUCGAUGUUUAGUCAGUUGCGAAUUGGCGAAACCAUUUGAGACAACGAAUUGUGCGCGAAAAGUGAACAAAAUUCGAUCGGAAACGGCGGAAAAAGAGCAGAUAUCGAAUAUGAACAGAUUGGUGAGUGAGUGGACAAGUUUGAACGAGUAUUGUAGGAUUCUGCGAAGUGGUAUCGUUCUGAAAUUGUUUGGGGCGUAAUCUGGACAUCUAGUAGUGUAUUUUUGUAGUUGGUCGCUUUUUUGUAGGACCACUCUCAAAAGUGCUGUGGUCCUUGGAAGUUGGGGCUAGGUAGCUCCAACUUCCAAGAGCUACAGCAAUCCAGGCAAUGGUUUUACAAAAAAGUUGUCAACUACAAAAAUAAAGCACACAUUAUGCACUAUAUUUUUGUAGUUGACACCUUUUUUGUAAAACCAUUCCCUGGACUGCUGUAGCUCUUGGAAGUUGCCAAAUGUCCAACACUUUUCUUUCAGGACUACGAUGUCGAUUUGGAAGCUCGUGUGAACGCCCAACUCGACGGGACCAAGUGCGCCGAUUUCAACGGGACCGUCCAGACGGUCCUCCUGGACGCCGAGGUGGUCCGUGACAACUCACAGGGUCUCGUCACCUCCCAAGUCACCGAAUUCAUCAAUAGACCCGGAAAAUCGCGAAUCGCGUGCAUCCGAAAGAUCUGCGCCGGUCCCGACGAUCCGCUGGUCCUUGUGACUGAUUUGAGGUGAGCAGGUCCACAUGGUGCAUCGACCGGCCGUCGAUUUCGUUUCAGCGCGGAGCCAAAGCGUAAAGGAAAGCCCGGAACCGGUUGCCCGUCCGGAAAAGUGACGGAGGAGAGCGGAUUGUGCCGCACUCCGCGCAAAUUGACCACUUUGGCGCCGACGGACACGCCCACGCAAGCUGUACAACAGUCUGCCACGUCAUCCGGAUGCCUCGCACUGAUUUUGAUGCCUAUCGUGCGCUUCUUCAAUUCCUCAUGA
Molecule: messenger RNA, 1104 nt
Organism: Caenorhabditis sp. 36 PRJEB53466
Lineage: Eukaryota; Metazoa; Nematoda; Chromadorea; Rhabditida; Rhabditidae
Source: the annotation of a GenBank genome assembly